AUGAAUUGCAGAUUGGCUAAAAAGCAUGGAAUUGUUAUUAUUUCUCCUAUUUUGGAAAGAGAUAAGGAUGGACUAAUUUGGAAUACUGCUGUAAUAAUUUCCCACACUGGCACAGUUAUUGGCAAAACACGAAAAAAUCAUAUUCCUCGAGUUGGUGAUUUUAACGAGUCAACAUAUUAUAUGGAAUCCUUAUUGGGGCAUCCAGUCUUUGGAACUGCUUUUGGCUACGUCAAAACAGCAAAGAACAGCAAGAUUGCUGUAAAUAUUUGUUAUGGCCGUCAUCACCCUCAAAAUUGGUUAAUGUAUGCCCUUAAUGGGGCAGAAAUAAUUUUUAAUCCGUCAGCAACAAUUAGCGGACUUAGUGAAGCUCUAUGGCCGAUUGAAGCUAGAAAUGCUGCUAUAGCCAAUCAUGUUUUUACUGUUGCGAUUAAUAGGGUGGGGACAGAAGUUUUUCCAAAUGAAUUUACUUCUGGCAAUGGAAAGCCUGCCCACAAGGAUUUUGGACAUUUUUAUGGUAGUAGCUAUGUAGCAGCACCUGACGGUUCUAGAACACCUGGAUUAUCAAGAAAUAAGGAAGGCGUUCUUGUAGUAGAAAUUGAUUUAAAUUUGUGUAGGCAAACACAGGAUAGCUGGGGAUUUAAAGUAAACUUUUACAUAUUUAUCAGUUUCACUCUUGACACUUUUGGGAGCAGAGGGACUUGGAGAGCUUAA
Messenger RNA from Meloidogyne enterolobii, 711 nucleotides. NCBI's taxonomy places the organism in Eukaryota, Metazoa, Nematoda, Chromadorea, Rhabditida, Meloidogynidae. The record is from the annotation of a GenBank genome assembly.